AUGCAGGGGUGCCAACGUCAGGAGACGGACCGCCUGCUGAGCACGGAGGAGAAUGGAAUCUUUCGGGGCCAGGACCCGUUCGGCCACGAACGACGGGAGGACAGUCUGCAAGGGCUCGAGACGACUCACCCGCGGCUCCGACGAGCGGAGGGACGACUGUUCAUGCGAUGCCCCGAAUGCAAGCUGGACAUCCUUCUCGAAAAGGGGGGGAUGUGUCCUGUGUCCACCUUGAGAAAGAGGAGGCGUAGAGAAGCGGGAGGAGAACCGGAUAUAAUAUCCGCAAGCGAAGCAAUGGGACUCACCGUAAUGAGAGGAAGAAGAGGAGCAAAAAAAACGUCAAAAGAGUAUGAGGAGGAGAAUAGCAAAGACUCUGAAGAUGAAAACUAUGAGGGAGAAUAUGAGGAAGAGGAGCCGGAGGAGAAAGUUCCAGCUCCAGGAGGGAAAAAAGGUGGCAAUUCAGCAAAAGAAGAGAAAUUAGCAACAAGCACAAAUGCAAGAGGAGGAGAAAAAGUUACAAGAGGGAAUGCAGGAGCAUCUACGACAGGAACUGCAGGAAGAACUACAGGCAGAGGAGAAAGGAAAGCUAUUGAAGGAACUACACCAGUCCAUGCUCCAGGAAAUGCAGGGAAAACUGGGGGAGGUGGAGGAGAGGGAAAAACGGUUCAGGGAACUACACCAGUUCAUGCUACAGGAAAUGCAGGGAAAACUGGGGGAGGUGGAGGAGAGGGAAAAACGGUUCAGGGAACUACACCAGUUCAUGCUACAGGAAAUGCAGGGAAAACUGGGGGAGGGGGAGGUGGAGGAGAGGGAAAAACGGUUCAGGGAACUACACCAGUUCAUGCUACAGGAAAUGCAGGGAAAACUGGGGGAGGUGGAGGUGGAGGAGAGGGAAAAACGGUUCAGGGAACUACACCAGUUCAUGCUACAGGAAAUGCAGGGAAAACUGGGGGAAGUGGAGGUGGAGGAGAGGGAAAAACGGUUCAGGGAACUACACCAGUCCAUGCUCCAGGUAAUGUAGGGAAAACUGAGGGAAGUGGAGGAGACGGAAAAACGGUUCAGGGAACUACACCAGUUCAUGCUUCAGGAAAUGCAGGGAAACUUGGGGGAAGUGAAGGAGGAGCGGGAAAAACGGUUCAGGGAACUACACCAGUGAAUGCUACAGGAAAUGCAGGGAAAACUGGGGGAGGUGGAGGUGGAGGAGAGGGAAAAACAGUUCAGGGAACUACACCAGUGAAUGCUACAGGAAAUGCAGGGACAACGAGUGCAGGUGGAGGAGGAGGGGAGGGAAAAGCUGUUCAGGGAAUUUCGAGCUCAACGCCAAUGCAUUUUGUUGAAAAUGCAGGAGGAAUUGAAGGAGUGUCAUUCCUAAACUGGAUUGCAAUUGGGGAACAUGUUGCUGGCGGAAGUUCAGGAAAAGGAGCUGGAGGAAAUGUUACUGGAGGUGCAGGGGGUGGUGUUGGAGGACAUACUGCUGGAGCAGGUUCAGGAGGAGGAUCUGGAGGACAUACUGCUGGAGCAGGUUCAGGAGGAGGAUCUGGAGGACAUACUGCUGGAGCAGUCCUCUGCCUGGCGGACGAGAGCACGGAGGAGAAUGGAAUCUUUCGGGGCCAGGACCCGUUCGGCCACGAACGACGGGAGGACAGUCUGCAAGGGCUCGAGACGACUCACCCGCGGCUCCGACGAGCGGAGGGACGACUGUUCAUGCGAUGCCCCGAAUGCAAGCUGGACAUCCUUCUCGAAAAGGGGGGGAUGUGUCCUGUGUCCACCUUGAGAAAGAGGAGGCGUAGAGAAGCGGGAGGAGAACCGGAUAUAAUAUCCGCAAGCGAAGCAAUGGGACUCAGAGUAGUGAGAGGAAGAAGAGGAGCAAAAAAAACAUCAAAAGAGUAUGAGGAGGAGAAUAGGAAAGACGCUGAUGAUGAAAACUAUGAGGGAGAAUAUGAGGAAGAGGAGCCGGAGGAGAAAGUUCAAGCUCCAGGAGGGAAAAAAAGUGGCAAUUCAGCAAAAGAAGAGAAAUUAGCAACAAGCACAAAUGCAAGAGGAGGAGAAAAAGAGCAUCUACGACAGGAACUGCAGGAAGAACUACAGGCAGAGGAGAAAGGAAAGCUGUUGAAGGAACUACACCAGUCCAUGCUCCAGGAAAUGCAGGGAAAACUGGGGGAGGUGGAGGAGAGGGAAAAACAGUUCAGGGAACUACACCAGUUCAUGCUACAGGAAAUGCAGGGAAAAGUGGGGGAGGUGGAGGUGGAGCAGAGGGAAAAACGGUUCAGGGAACUACACCAGUUCAUGCUACAGGAAAUGCAGGGAAAAGUGGGGGAGGUGGAGGUGGAGCAGAGGGAAAAACGGUUCAGGGAACUACACCAGUUCAUGCUACAGGAAAUGCAGGAAAAACUGGGGGAGGUGGAGGAGAGGGAAAAACGGUUCAGGGAACUACAACAGUGCAUGCUUCAGGAAAUGCAGGGAAACCUGGGGGAAGUGAAGGAGGAGAGGGAAAAACAGUUCAGGGAACUACACCAGUUCAUGCUACAGGAAAUGCAGGGAAAAGUGGGAGAGGUGGAGGUGGAGCAGAAGGAAAAACGGUUCAGGGAACUACACCAGUCCAUGCUCCAGGGAAAACUGAGGGAAGUGGAGGAGACGGAAAAACGGUUCAGGGAACUACAACAGUGCAUGCUUCAGGAAAUGCAGGGAAAACUGGGGGAAGUGAAGGAGGAGAAGGAAAAACGGUUCAGGGAACUACACCAGUGA
This is a messenger RNA of Darwinula stevensoni, 2742 nucleotides long. The record is from the annotation of a GenBank genome assembly. Lineage: Eukaryota; Metazoa; Arthropoda; Ostracoda; Podocopida; Darwinulidae.